GAAAUAAAUCAGACAUUUCCAGUAGCGUUGGCGGCUUUUGGUCUGUUAUCUCAGUAAAUCUCAGUAAAGCCUCGGCUCCGAGAAUACCAGAUCUGUGAGGUGACGAGCAGGAACUGGAAUGUCACUCGGCAGGCCGGGCAGCACAGCCACGUCUCCACGCUGAGAUGCCAAACUGGGGAGGAGGCACCAAGUGUGCGGCCUGUGAGAAGACGGUGUACCACGCGGAGGAGAUCCAGUGCAACGGGAGGAGCUUCCACAAGACCUGCUUCCUCUGCAUGGGCUGCAGAAAAGGUCUGGACAGCACCACGGUGGCGGCGCACGAGUCUGAGAUCUACUGCAAGUCCUGCUACGGCAAGAACUACGGGCCCAAAGGCUACGGCUUCGGGCAAGGAGCUGGGGCUCUGAACUCUGACCCCCCUCGACGCGGAGUCCUGAAGGCUCAAGACAGUCCUAAACCACGACCGGGUUCCUCAAACUCGAAUGAAAACACGUCUUCCCCGAAGUUCGGCUGUUCGGACCGCUGCCCUCGCUGCUCCAAGGCCGUCUACGCAGCGGAGAAGCUGAUGGGAGCCGGGAAGCCCUGGCAUAGAACCUGUUUCCGCUGCGCCCUGUGUGGAAAAAGCCUGGAGUCGACCACAGUGACAGACAAGGAGGGAGAGCUGUACUGUAAAGUUUGCUACGCCAAACACUUCGGGCCAAAGGGAUUUGGGCUGGGCAACGCCGCCAUGUUGGAGUAAUGACAGGAAGCUCGCGCUCGCUGUGUUCACGCGGCAGCUUCUCCCCGCUCAGUCACCAUGGAGACGCUCGUCACGCACAACGUUAUACGAUCACAAUCACGGGCCGAUA
This is a messenger RNA of Pseudoliparis swirei, 846 nucleotides long. RefSeq names its product cysteine and glycine-rich protein 3 (cardiac LIM protein) (gene csrp3). The transcript has 6 exons. Gene Ontology annotation, cellular component: Z disc; cytoplasm; nucleus. Gene Ontology annotation, molecular function: structural constituent of muscle; actinin binding. Bases 165 to 737 code for a protein of 190 amino acids. Gene Ontology annotation, biological process: muscle tissue development; cardiac muscle contraction; sarcomere organization. NCBI's taxonomy places the organism in Eukaryota, Metazoa, Chordata, Actinopteri, Perciformes, Liparidae. The record is from RefSeq and is a predicted model, not a curated record.